Molecule: messenger RNA, 851 nt
Organism: Aspergillus welwitschiae
Lineage: Eukaryota; Fungi; Ascomycota; Eurotiomycetes; Eurotiales; Aspergillaceae
Product: biliverdin-producing heme oxygenase
Exons: 2
Coding region: 75-851 (258 amino acids)
Biological process (GO): heme oxidation
Molecular function (GO): heme oxygenase (decyclizing) activity
Source: RefSeq, a predicted model, not a curated record
CUGCUUCCUUUCAUUUCACAGCGGCAUCCCAUAGGGGUAGAGAAAGGCUGUCAAUCGUACGAUUUGCCGUGAAGAUGACCAAUAUUGACCUACCCUCCCGGAUCAAGGAGGCGAUCAAGGAACAGCAUGGAAAGGUUAAUCGACUUAACACCGCCCGCAUCCCUCUCUGUCUCCCACCUGAAGCCAAAACCCCUCUAUUAUAUGCACUGGGACUGUCGCGCUACGCAGAGAUCUACCUGGGCUUGGAGAAGACUUGGCUGGCCGAGAUUGGAGACCCCAUCGAAUGGAUAGAAAGUACCAGCGACAAUCUGGACUCCUUCGAAAGUAGCAAAGAGAGGAUACAGACUGUAUUGCGCUUGAUAUAUCUUCCCGAACUCCUACGCACCAAGCGUUUCGAGGCCGAUUUUCUGGCCCUCCAGUCUCUGGACCCAGAUAUUGCCGUCCUAAAUACAGGGGAAGAAAAUGCCGGACGCAAGUUCCGACAAUAUAUUGAAGAGGAUCUUCCAAUGAAGCCACAUCUCCUUGUGGCAUACAUAUGGGUUAUGUAUCAAGCAUUGUUUAAUGGGGGGCUUUUUAUUCGAAUGCAGCUACUGAAGGCUGGUCCUGAAUUCUGGGGUAUGUCUGCAAAAACAAUGAAUCCUGCUGCGUUUCCAGCACCCCUUUCGUUUUGGCAUGUGGACGCGGAGGAAUCUACCAAGACAAGCUUCAGAUCCCGUAUGAACAUGGCGGACAAACUCUUGACCGAGGCUGAGCGUGAAGAGAUUAUGCAAGAGGCAGUAGAGAUACUCUGUCGCUGCGAACUCAUUACAUUGCAACUCGAUGCGGAUAUCCGUGCAAGAAUGAUGGCAUAA